GCCUCGCCCACGUGACUCCCCAAGUCGGGACUCCACAAGCCCCGCCUCCCCGCGCCUCCCGGGCAGUUUGUCCGCGUCGGCACCUCCCUCGGCCCGCCCCCUUCCCCACGGAGAGACCAGGACAUAGAGAGAGGCAGACAGGACGAGUGGACGCAGGCGAGCGGGCGGGCUGCGAGAGGGAGCCGGGCGACGUGGAAAGAUGGAGGACUGAGCAGGCGCGCGCCUCCUCGGGCCGGCGGCGGCCUCUGCCCCAACCACCCUCUUCGGAGCCCGCGGCGCGGGAGCCGCGACUCACCCGAGUCAGGUUUUCUUGAAGAAAUGAAGGUUUAAGAGAUAUUUAUCUGCCAGAUCAAAAGAUGGGAGCAAACAGCAGCAGCAUUAAUGACCUUUCGGAAAAUGAAUAUCUGAAAAGGUUAUCUGGAACAGAAUCUAUCUCUGAGAAUGAUCCAUUCUGGAAUCAACUUCUUUCUUUUUCCUUUACUACACCAACUAACAGUGCUGAACUGAAACUCUUAGAGGAAGCCACCAUCUCAGUUUGCAAGUCUUUAGUUGAAAAUAAUCCUCGAACAGGCAACCUUGGAGCGCUCAUAAAAGUCUUCCUUUCUAGAACCAAAGAAUUAAAAAUUUCAGCAGAAUGUCAGAACCACCUCUUUAUUUGGCAGGCCCACAACGCUUUGUUUCUUAUUUCUUGUUUGCUGAAAGUGUUCAUCUGUCAGAUGCCUGAGGAGGAAAUGCAGCUUCAUUUUACUUAUGAAGAAAAAUCUCCAGUCACUUAUCAAGCUGACUCCGAAGAUCUCAUAGAAGAACUGCUUUGCUGCUUAAUCAAGUUAAUCAUUGACAUCCCACUCUUAGAUAUAACAUAUGGAAUAUCACUAGAGGCUGUGUCAACACUGGUCAUUUUCCUUUCCUGUCAGCUCUUCCAUAAGGAAAUUUUGAGACAGAGCAUAAGCCACAAAUACCUGAUGCAUGGACGAUGUCUUCCUUAUACCAGCAGACUUGUGAAGACCUUACUGUAUAACUUCAUUAGACAAGAAAAGAGACCUCCCCCUGGGACCCAUGUCUUUGAGCAGCAAUCAGACGGUGGAGGAUUGCUUUAUGGCCUUGCUUCAGGAGUAGCAACUGGCCUUUGGACAGUCUUCACACUGGGUGGAGUAGGAAGUAAACCAGCAUCUCAUCAGGAGCAGUCUUCACCUCUCGCCAGUCAGAGUCUCCUGCUACUGCUUGUGCUGGCCAAUCUCACUGAUGCUCCUGAUACACCAAACCCCUAUCGACAAGCCAUUAUGUCCUUUAAGAACACACAAGACAGCACUGCUUUUCCUUCUUCAAAUCCACAUGCUUUCCAGAUAAACUUUAAUAGUUUGUAUACAGCCCUGUGUGAGCAGCAGAAGUCUGAUCAAGCAACACUUCUUUUGUAUAUGUUAUUGCAUCAAAAUAGUAAUGUGAGGACAUACAUGUUGGCUCGCACAGAUAUGGAAAAUCUUGUUGUACCAAUUCUUGAGAUUCUAUAUCAUGUUGAAGAAAGGAAUUCACACCAUGUGUACAUGGCUCUUAUUAUUUUGUUGAUCCUGACAGAAGAUGAUGGCUUCAAUCGAUCCAUUCAUGAAGUGAUACUCAAAAAUAUUACCUGGUAUUCAGAACGAGUUUUAACAGAGAUUUCACUGGGUAGUCUUCUGAUAUUGGUGGUAAUAAGAACCAUUCAGUACAACAUGACAAGAACAAGGGACAAAUACCUUCACACAAAUUGUUUGGCAGCUUUAGCAAAUAUGUCAGCACAGUUUCGUUCACUUCAUCAGUAUGCUGCCCAGAGAAUAAUCAGUUUGUUUUCUUUGCUAUCUAAAAAGCACAACAAAGUUCUGGAACAAGCCACACAGUCACUGAGAGGUUCCCUGAGUUCUGAUGAUGUUCCUCUGCCAGAUUAUGCACAGGACCUGAAUGUAAUCGAGGAGGUGAUUCGAAUGAUGUUAGAGAUCAUCAAUUCCUGCCUGACAAAUUCCCUCCACCAUAACCCAAACCUGGUGUAUGCAUUGCUUUACAAACGGGACCUCUUUGAACAGUUUCGAACUCACCCUUCAUUUCAGGAUAUAAUGCAAAACAUAGACCUGGUAAUCACCUUCUUUAGCUCACGACUGCAACAGGCUGGAGCCGAGCUGUCAGUGGAACGAGUCCUGGAAAUCAUCAAGCAAGGAGCUGUUGCGCUGCCCAAAGACAGGCUGAGGAAAUUUCCGGAGCUGAAGUUCAAGUAUGUGGAAGAGGAGCAGCCUGAGGAAUUCUUCAUCCCCUACGUCUGGUCUCUUGUGUACAACUCAGCUGUCGCCCUAUACUGGAACCCACAGGACAUCCAGUUAUUCACAAUGGAUUCAGGCUGAGGGCCUGGACUGGCUUCUCCCCACCCCCCACCCCCACCCCACCCUACCCUGUGCAAAGCAACUCUUCUAGUCACCUAUUCCUGGAGGAAACAGACCUGUGCAUACUCUAGACCUGAGACUUACAGAGAAUGGAGCUUUCUAACCUUGUAUAGUUUUUGACUUUAAAAUUUCAUACCAGAUAGUAGGAGAGCACCAAGUAUAGAAUGUGACACAAAAAAGAAAAGGACAAAAAGGCACAAUAAGAAUGAAAAUCUGAUAUGUGACCUUUAAUUUGAUUUCUCAAAAGAAAACCUAGAGUUUAUCUAGAGAAUUGAUGCUUUAUGAACUCAGUAUAAUACUGCUUACUCCGUGUUCAGGUGUUCAGAGGGACUUUUUUGGGGGGGUGGGGAGAAGAAGUUGUUUGGGGUUUUUUGUUUGGGUUUUUGGUUUUUUUUUUGUAAUGCUAAGAAUGGGUAAAUGAGAAAAAGCCAAGUUAGCAAGCUGACUGAACAGGUAUUCAGGGAAAUGAAACUUAAAAGCAUAUAAAUCUGGUUACCUUUCAAGGAGGCCUCCUUUUAUUUAACCAGCUUUGUGUAUUUAUUUUCAUUUGCUUCUAAGUAAAUCAUCCUCCCAAAGAAGGAAAAGUAUUCCUGGUUCUAAAGCUGCCCCUGCUGUCUGAGCUGGAAGUAAAAUAGAGUCCAGGGGAAUGCCCGUGAAUUGAUUGACUAUUGGUCAUUGGGGGAAGGGGUUCAUUUUGAAAGCAACUUAUUUUGUUGUUUUCAGGGAGUUAGGACGAAGGGAGAAAGAUCAAUUCAAUCCAUUCAGUGACCAUUGAUUAAUCUCUAAGUUAGGUACUCUGCUAGGCCAGGCUUACAGAGAUGAAAACCACUGCAAUUACCACCACCACCACCCCUCCUCCUAGGGAUCAAGCCUAAUGGGGGAAACAACCAUAUACACAAAUAACUGAAUCAGGGUGGGAUAAGGUCAAAGGAGAGAGCCAAACAACGGGCAGUGAGAAAUUUAGGCAAGACUGUUGCAGCUAGGAUGGGAUUGGAGAGGCCUUCAUGGUGGAGGUGGCCCUAAUAGCCAAAUCCCUUUGAAGACAUUGGAUGAGAAAGCCUUCCUGUUUGCAUCCCUGCACUGAGCGGCUGAUCCAAACAGAGAGGGGAUGCUCAGGAAGGAGGCCCUGGGGACAGCGGGGGCAUGUUGGCCACCAUCUGACUUCAGCCUCCACCAUCUGCAGCUUGUUCAUCUCAGAAGCUGUAGACAUGAAUGUGGCUUCCUCAUAACUUGGGAGAAAAGGGAAAAAAAAUAUCUAAGCCACUACCAUUUUUCUGAAGGUGUUUUAACUCAUGUGGUCUUUCCAACCAAGAAAGCAAAGUGCCAGGCAGGCAAUGUUAGACAUGAGUCCUUUUUCAGACCUAAUAUCAUUUGGUGUCUUUCUGGGAGCAGCAUCUCCUCGCCUCAGGAUCAGAGGUCCAAAGUGACUUGAGCCUACUGGCUUUUUCAGAUGACCCUCUGACCAGCUUUUUUCACUCGGUCCCUCCCCACUCUAAAAAAAGGUCAGAUAUAUUGUGAGAAUUGACAUUUGUAUAGCGCUUCCUGCUAUUAAGGCCCCUUUUCUCUCUUUCCCAAAUUGAGCCUCCCAACAGCCACAGGCAUUAGAGCAGGUGGCAUCGUCUUCUUUUGUAUCCAGUCAUCCAGAGGCCAUGACACUUGCUGUGCUGACCUAGUUAAUGACAGCACCAGGACCUGGGCCCUGUGCUCCCUAGUCAGUCAGUAUCCCUCCCCCUAGGGCACAAGGCUCUUUUCGUGCUCCCACAGAAUCUCUCUUUUAGGUAAGCAUGCAUAGUAUUGGUGUAUGUAAGAUACAAAAACACUCAAUGUAGCGUACCCAGGAUAAUAUUCUUAGCUACUUUCCCCUUAGAUCUCCAGCUUUGGGAAAGAGGCCAUCUUAAAACCGAAACAGCAGACCUCUCAUUGUAGAAAGAGGAAAUCAUUUGAUUAUCAACUUAAGUAAAAGUUACAUUUAGAUUGGGCUUGGAAAACAGUUCAUAACUUUGAAAACAACGAGCUGAAUGACUUUGUGUGAUGGUUUGAGCCUUGUCCUUUCCCCAUUCAGGCACCAAGAAAAGACAUUUGGCAAGGCCACCCUACCUUCCCCCACUCCCCCCAAGACUUAGGGCCUGGAUGGGACUGUUGGUCCCUCACUAAAGUAUAGGAAAAGAGCUUCUUAAGGGCUACAGCAGGAAGAAAUGGUGGCUCUCUGGAGCUCAGCAGCCUUGCUGGUCAUUAAAGCUAGGGAGUCAAGGGAGAAGCAAACACAGCCAAGCUGCCAAGCUCUCCCCCUCCCCCUACCAUCUGGCCUUGCUGAGCUGAUGUUUUCCUGCGCCCAAGAGGAGCAAGUUGGUGUCCCAACAAAUCAUUUUCUUUCUGUCUCCCUUUUUUUAAUUAACCACACAGCGGAGGGAUUCAGCGGGCCAGCAACACAGCUGGGGCCAAAGCCUCCAACUAAAGUUGGAGAGAGGGACAAUUACCAGAGCUACAUUGCCAGCCUGAGGGGUGGUGGAGGCUGGGAGCCAAGGUACAUGAGUCGGCCUGGCUCUCACGCUCACCCUGCACCACUGUCUCUCGCUCGGCUCUGGAAAACCAGCCACCUUAGACACCCUUCCUUCCAUACUCUGUGUGAGAGACUUAUUGUCUCAUAAUAAAAAAAAAAGGAGGCAAAUAACUCAGAUUACUCCUGUAUUCAUUGUGCAUGCCAACUUGCUCACAGUAGAGGAGGGGGAGGGGGAGUAGGGGAAACAGUCAGAAUCUUUCUAGUUAUUUUAGCAGGAGAUAAUAAAAUUGCGCUGUUUUCACUGGGCAGGGCUCUUGUACUCAGGUGGAAAUUAUUUACCUCUUACUUCGGCCAAGAGAAUGAAGUGGUGAUGGAGCAUGGUUUUUGUUCCGUGCAGCGCUCUGGCACAAUAUUUAUUUUUAUGCCUUUUCUUCCCCUUUCAGCAGCUCAUUCCCUAUCGAGAUUUCAAGGCAUUUUUGGUUUGUUUCGUUUUUAAAAAGAGAAGAGCAAGACUUAGCUCUGACCAACUCACCUCCCCAGCCUGAUAUGAUUAAUAAUAUUGGACUUAUUAAAUGGAAUUUGCUUCACAGUUCA
This is a messenger RNA of Trichosurus vulpecula (common brushtail), 5499 nucleotides long. RefSeq names its product dymeclin (gene DYM). Bases 357 to 2366 code for a protein of 669 amino acids. NCBI's taxonomy places the organism in Eukaryota, Metazoa, Chordata, Mammalia, Diprotodontia, Phalangeridae. The record is from RefSeq and is a predicted model, not a curated record. The transcript is spliced from 17 exons. Gene Ontology annotation, cellular component: Golgi apparatus. Gene Ontology annotation, biological process: Golgi organization.